GGAUAACACGCGAAUAACCCCGCCAAAUCAAGGUAACCUCGAAACCUUCUAUCACCACUAGACUCUCACCCCACUUCAUAUUAUUGUACAUUGCGCAACUUACUCUUAAAGAAGACUUCCUCUUCUUAAUCCUAUCUUCGAUGUUCUCUCGUUUCUCACAAUUAGCAAGACAUCUAUCUCGUCCCUUGCCAAAUUACGCUCAUAAAUCUGCUGCCGUUUCUACCUUUUCGAAUAAAGUCAUGACAUCAUCAUCUGCGGACGAGCGUAACUCGAGAACAAUUCAUACAGCGGCAUGUUUGAUAAUUGGUGAUGAAGUACUUGGGGGAAAGGUCAGUUAUUCAAUGAUGUAUGCAGUUGAAGCUUGUGAAAGGAAUAAUGGCUAAUUUGUCGUGUUGUGCAGACUGUCGAUGUAGGUUCGAAAAUAUAUGCGAGUGGAAAUUUCAAUGUUGACGGCAAUGGCAGACAAACUCGGCAUUUUUGGCAAAAUUCUGCUUCAAGCAUGGAAUAGUAGGAUAUCCAAGACAAACUGAGGGACGAUUCCUGAUUUUGACUUUCAAAUAGAACCUAAAGCGUGUCGAAGUUAUUGCAGAUGAUGAGGAUGAAAUUAUUGAAGCCGUUAGACGCAUGUCCAACAACUAUGAUUUUGUAGUCACAUCUGGUGGAAUUGGUCCAACGUAUGUGUCGAAUCCCAAGACAUACCCCGGCUAACAGGAUCAGGCACGAUGACAUUACCUAUCAAUCCAUUGGAAAAGCAUUUGGACUGAAGUUGAAGCUGCAUCAAGAAGCUUAUGAAAGAAUGCAGAGGUUAUCCAAACCCCACCCAUCUCAACCAAACUUCAACUGGGAUGAAGAUUCCCCGGCGAAAAAAGCCAAGCUUCGAAUGGUUGAAUUACCAUUAGAUGAAUCUCGAGAUUUAUCAAAGCAAGUUAUAUUCCCAUGUGAAGAUCUUUGGGUUCCAGCCGCUUGUAUCAAUGGCAAUAUACAUAUCUUACCAGGUGUUCCGAGACUGUUCGAGAGGUUAUUAGAGGGGUUAAAACCAUAUCUACUCCCUCGGUUGACAGAUCCUGAAGACAAAGGGAUUUGUAGAAUUAUGAUUUCUACUCCCAUGGCAGAGAGUGCUGUAGCACCAUAUCUUACAGAACUAGCUGCUAAAGUAGAAUCAAAGGGUGUCAAGGUUGGAAGUUAUCCAAGGUGGGGAAAGGCACACAAUACUGUUACUUUGGUUGGAAGGUAAAUAACACUCACGAGCUUCAAUGGCCAUCAUUGACAAUGAGAUAGGGACCAGGAAUACUUGGAGAGCUUAAUUCCCGAAGUGACAAAGAACGUUGAUGGUCAUCGAGUUUUGACAGAAGCAGAAGAUGAUAUCGAAGGCGAACAUAAAGAGUACGAUAUCUCUCAAGUUUUUCCCAUCCUCUUAACAUUUCCUAACAACUCUCCAGAACAUCUCAAUAAGAAGGAUAUAUUUUGUCCAUUCAAAUUCCUCCUCCCCUCAUCUGUCAAAGAUUUCCACCAAAGUCCUUUGGGGUAAGGUAACCGACCGAUACGAUACAAGCGCUGUCAAAAAAAAGUUCAAAAGAUUACAUUGACACCGUUAAGAUUUCAACCCCUGAGCUCGGAACCAACAAAAAAUGUAAAGUAAAUAGUUUAAACUCCCAGCCAACCGUGCAUCUAUCUCAUUUUCGGGUCGAAAUUCAGGGGAAGGAAAUAACGGCUUCCCUUUGAUGACUUUUUUUUUUACCUUUUACUCCUAUCAGAGAUAGUAAUAAAAGCCCGUUUUU
This is a messenger RNA of Sclerotinia trifoliorum, 1778 nucleotides long. Lineage: Eukaryota; Fungi; Ascomycota; Leotiomycetes; Helotiales; Sclerotiniaceae. The record is from the annotation of a GenBank genome assembly.